UUUCAAAAGAAAGCUUCCAAUUAAAAUAAAUAGUUUGGUGCUGAGUUAUACUAUUCGAUACAAUUGCACAUAACAAACAAAUAACUCCAUACUUAUCAUCUAUUGGAAAUGUCUGAAGGUAAAACCUGUUGUGGCGGUGCCUGUGUGAGCAAGUCAGGCUAUGAUUUGCUGACUUGGAAAGACCCAUCGGUGUCCGGCAAAGUGUUCGGAUCUUUGGUGGGAUCCCUUCUUUUGCUGAAGUCGGUCAAUUUGCUCAGCAUCGUCUUCUAUAUUUCCGCUUUUGUUUUGGCAGUUUCCGCACUGGGCGAGUACGCCGGUAAGCUGGCCACUGGACAAGGUUUUGUCACGAGAUUCAGGCCAGAAUACAGGAACGUGAUUGGCCGGUACGCUGAGGAAUACGCCAGCCACGCGGCCAACCUCAUCAAAAAUGCCGAGCUCAAAUUGCAGGAGAUCGUCUACUCGAAGAACAUUGAGUCCACUCUGAAGGUCGCAGGUGUCGCCUACGUCCUUUACAAGCUGACCUCCUGGUUCACCCUCUGGACUCUGCUCUUCACGGCCACUCUGACCGCAUUUUCCGUUCCUCCUCUUUACUUGAAGAACCAAAAACAGAUCGAUGAUGCUAUCGUCACCUACACAAAGGUUGCCAAGGAUAAGCUGGCCGAGCUGCUUCAAUUGGUUAAGGAGAAGACCGGCCCAGCAUUGGAGAACGCCGAGAAGAAGCUGGGUCCAGUCGGCAGCUUCAUUAGAGCCAAGGUUCCGGUCAGAACUGCAGGAUCUACUGUUGGUGACAUUCCGGCUGCAGACGGCACGGCAUCCAAAGCCCAAUCGGCUCCAUCCGUUCCUUCUGCUGCUCCUUCCGCCUCCACCGAGACUGGUAACGACGCCAUCACCAAUCCAUUGGCUGACGUGAAGAAACAGGCAGAGGCUGCUUUGUAAGAGAAAUGAUAUGAGCAAGCUGUCUGUAAGUUAUCCGCAAUUGUCUAUGCUCUCGUUUGAGGAUUUGCUUUGUAAUUGAAUCACACCUUUCAUUUAAAAUGUCAAUUUUUUAAAUAUCAUACUUUAACUUAGUACACCUCACAUGAUGAUACAGCACCCCCCAGAACCGUCCUUUUUGUGCUUCGAUUCACUACCAGUGCCAGCACCGGAGACAUGAGAAGAGUCAUUGGCUCCGGCAGCCUUGACGGUGGACCCAUUGACUCCAGUUCCCGUACCUGUGGCAGGGUUUUCAGAAGUCGCCGAGCGAGCCUCUUUCUUGCCUUUUUUGUUACCUGUGGCCUGUUUUUGUCUUUCUUUGGCUUCCUCCGAAGGGUCGGGAAAUGUGGUGCCCACUAGGCCCGCGUGUUUGUAGCCAUUAUUUAUGAUAAUUUUGACCAAAUUAUGGAAUGCUUCUGUCACAUUUAAGCCUGUCUUGGCCGAAGUCUCAAUGUAAGCACAGCCCAUUCUCGAUGCAAGCGUGACUGCUUCGUCCUUAGACACCUGUCUUUCGUCCACGAGAUCAGAUUUGUUUCCUACCAGAAUCAAGGGAGGAAAUGCAACCUGUUCGCCCUUGACUCUCAUUAUCUGGUUGUAAAACGAGCUGAUUUCCUCAAAAGUCUUGCGGUCCGUCAAACUAAACACCAGAAGAAACCCUUCCCCCGUUUUCAUGUACAGGUCUCUCAUGGAAGAGUACUCCUCCUGCCCUGCAGUAUCCAGGAUGUCUAGAGAGGAAGGAACGCCGUUGAUUUCACAGUAAUGUCUGUAGGAAUCCUCAAUUGUAGGGUCGUAUUCGUUCGCAAACUCCGAUUGGGUCAGUCUUAUCGUCAAUGCAGACUUUCCCACCACUGGUGGGCCGACAACAACAAGCCUGUAUUCUUUGGAUGCUGGUGUCAUUUAUGUGAUGAUGCUUGCGAGGACAAAAUAGCAAACCAGUUUGGCACUCGAAUAUUCUGUUAGGAAGUAAUAAUCAGUCUUUUUUUUUUUUUUAGGGAUCGAGGAAGACCAAGUCUUAAUAAUGAAUUAAUUGGCUUUUGAACUUCUCAAUAGCGCUAGAAUAGCUUGCUUGCCACUUCUCAGAUCUUAUAUAUGCCAAUUG
Molecule: messenger RNA, 2071 nt
Organism: Ogataea polymorpha
Lineage: Eukaryota; Fungi; Ascomycota; Pichiomycetes; Pichiales; Pichiaceae
Exons: 3
Coding region: 109-936 (275 amino acids)
Source: RefSeq, a predicted model, not a curated record